Messenger RNA from Patiria miniata (bat star), 2220 nucleotides. RefSeq names its product pyridine nucleotide-disulfide oxidoreductase domain-containing protein 1-like (gene pyroxd1). Gene Ontology annotation, molecular function: flavin adenine dinucleotide binding; oxidoreductase activity. The record is from RefSeq and is a predicted model, not a curated record. Lineage: Eukaryota; Metazoa; Echinodermata; Asteroidea; Valvatida; Asterinidae.
UGAACGUGUUGCGUGCCGUUUCACAACACAUUGCAACUAGUAGUAGUGCAACUCUAGAAAGUAGUGUUGGAAAUCCAAGAAUAAUUCAUGCAAUUCAGUCAAGAACAGAUGUUGAUCUAGCUGGUAGACUAAGGGGGAAGCAUAAUCAGAACGAUAUAGCCAUGGCUGAGCAUGCCGAGGCAGAGACUAAAACGGAUGCAAGCUACAUGUAUGUGGUCGUUGGUGGCGGCAUCGCAGGGGUUACAUGUGCUGAGCAGCUGUCUGCAUUAUGUCCUGAGGAAAGGAUUCUACUCAUCACAAGUUCACCCCUCAUCAAGGCAGUGACGAACUUCACUAAGAUCUCAAGAGCUUUGGAAGAAUUUGACGUGGAGGAGCUCCCUGCUAGCAGCAUGCAGACACGGUGUAAGAACGUCCAGGUCUUGCAGUCCACAGUCGACGGCCUGGACGUUGCCAACCGCAGACUCGCAACACAAGACGGCUCUAAGAUAGCAUAUCGCAAACUCUGCAUAUGCAGGGGACAACCUAAAGUGAUUGCCAGAGACAACCCUUUUGUCCUAGGCAUCAGAGAUACGGAGAGUGUGGUCAAGUUCCAGAAGAGGAUGUCGGGAGCAAAGCGCGUGGUCAUCGUUGGCAAUGGUGGUAUUGCAACGGAGCUUGUCUACGAGAUCGAAGGAUGCGAAGUCAUCUGGGCAAUCAAGGAUGCUGCCAUCAGCAGCACCUUUGUGGAUGCCGGAGCGGCCGAGUUUUUUCUGCCGCAGUUAAAAGCUGAAAAGGAAGCUCCAAAGGGGCCUCUCAAAAGACACAAGUACACUGUAACCAGCAGCACCGGUGGAGGCUCAGGCACCCAAGGGGGUGCACUCGGACCUGACUGGAGUACUGGUUUGAUGAUGAAAGGCAAAGCUGGAGGAUCACAUACUAUCCAUGUGGAGUACAAGUGUGAGGUUGACAGUAUACUGGCACAAGAGCAAGUAACAGCAUUAGGUCGGACUCCAGAUAUCUUUCCUACAACCAAAGAUGAUGAGACUGCAUCAUGGCCUGUGUAUGUCUCUCUCACCAAUGGAAAACUCUAUGGCUGUGAUUUUGUCAUCAGCGCAACGGGUGUGAUACCAAACACCGGCGUGUUUCUGAAAACGGCCAGCUUUGACGUAGCCGAGGAUGGUGGCUUCAAAGUUGACGAUCACAUGAGGACCAGCGUCCCUGAUGUCUAUGCGGCGGGUGACGUGUGCAGUGCAUCCUGGGACCCGGCCCCACACUGGCUGCAGAUGCGUCUGUGGUCCCAGGCACGACAGAUGGGAGCCUACGCUGCCAAGUGCAUGAUUGCUGACAUCCGUGGUGAACAAAUCCCGCAGGACUUCUGCUUCGAGUUGUUCGCUCACGUGACCAAAUUCUUCGGGUAUAAGGUGGUGCUGCUGGGCAAGUACAACGCACAGGGGCUCGGCUCGGACUACGAGAUUCUCCUGAGAAUGACCAAAGGGAAGGAGUAUGUGAAGGUGGUUCUCAAGGAGGAGCGGAUGCAGGGAGUUGUGCUGAUCGGAGAAACGGACUUGGAAGAAACCUUUGAGAACUUGAUUCUGAACGAGAUGGACUUGAGUGCCUACGGGGAAGACCUGCUGGAUCCUGGCAUAGAUAUCGAAGAUUAUUUUGAUUGAGUGUACAAUUUAGCAAUAAGUUUAGUUUUGAUUUUACAAAAGUACAAAUUUAUUCGAAGUUUCAAUCACACACAAACAAUCUAUGAAUCAAACAGGAAUCCUCAUGAAGGAUGGUGGUUAUGUUCAUCACAAAUUCAUGAUGGCAUUAUAACUGUCACACAUACGUGUACCGGUACAUGUACAUGCUCUGUGCACAAUGACGCCCUCAACAGCAUGCCAAUGCGUGUCUUUGACGUUGUGAAACACAAUGUACCUGUACAUGUAUCGCCAAUAUAUCAAAUCUGUGUUUAACAAAUUUGGUCGUGACCAUAUAAGGACUAGCAUCCUUGAUGUCUAUGCAGCGGUAGAACUCAAAAGGAAUAAGAUGGUGAUUUAAUAUUAUCCCUGAUGGGUGAAUCUCUCAGCUAACCAGAACAUGUUAUGUACAUGAUGUAAGGUUUUCUUUUUCUUUCUGGGGAUUAAAUAUCAGCCAGUAAGUACAGUGCAAUUCACGGAGUCAAUUUGUAGUUCAGACUCAACAUGAUAGACUAGUUGAAUAAAACCAAAGUUGAAGUGAAUAUUUUCAAAAGAA